CCCCUAAUGAUUACAUAACUCACACAUAUCUUACGUUACGCUUGUAACUACCACCUUUCACUUAGCCUUUUAUAACAAGCUCAUGCAUGGUAUAGAUCUAAUGGGAUCACUUCACAAGUAGAGUCCAUAGAGAGAGGGAGAAGAGAAUUUUUUUUAGAAAGAAUGAGUAAGAACGACACAAGAAUCCUUACGCAAUUUGCAGUUCUUGCAAUGGUUUUAACCGCUGCAAUAAUGGUGCAAGAAGCUACAAGCCUAACCGUUUGUAAGAUCGACACAAACGAUAUGCAGAAAUGCCGUCCAGCCGUCACUGGAAACAACCCGCCUCCUCCGGUCAACGACUGUUGCGUAGUGGUCCGAGCCGCUAAUUUGGAAUGCUUCUGCAAAUACAAAUUCUAUCUUCCAUUUCUAGGAAUCGACCCAUCUAAAGUCGCGGCUCUUGUAGCCAAAUGUGGCGUUACAACAGUCCCUCCUUCUUGCCGAGGAUCUUAG
Molecule: messenger RNA, 489 nt
Organism: Thlaspi arvense
Lineage: Eukaryota; Viridiplantae; Streptophyta; Magnoliopsida; Brassicales; Brassicaceae
Source: the annotation of a GenBank genome assembly